Molecule: messenger RNA, 1738 nt
Organism: Thlaspi arvense
Lineage: Eukaryota; Viridiplantae; Streptophyta; Magnoliopsida; Brassicales; Brassicaceae
Source: the annotation of a GenBank genome assembly
UCUUUGACAGCUUUACAUGCGCCUCUUUUUCACGAAAUCAGAUAUUGUUAAAUUUGUCUUUUUGUCACCUUUACAUGCGCCUCUUUUUCACGAAAUCACAUUGAUUAUAUCUUUCUCUGCCUCCCAAUCCCUUUGUUUCUUCGCCGAUUCAGAUUUGGUAAAUGAUGGAAAAGUUGCCGGCUAAAGGUGAUGCCGCAGGUGAUGACUGGGGUGAUACCCACCACGAUGACGUCACGAAAAUCUUCGUGGGAGGUGGCCGUGAAGGUAUACAGCACGUCAGUUUUGAAUAUGUUAAAGAUGGCAUUCCAAAAUUUGGACUUAUCCAUAAGAAGUCUCGUGGUGGAUUCAUUCAAACGUUUGAGAUAAACCAUCGCAGUGGUGAAUUUCUUGAAUCCGUUGAAGGCUCCUACAAUGCAGAUGGUGCAAUUCAAGGUCUGCAGUUUUUUACAAACUUCAGACCCUCCGGAGUUAUAGGAUAUGACGGUGCUAUAAAAUUUUCACUGAAAUCCAACGGUAAGAAGAUUGUUGGAUUUCACGGCUCUGCCACUGACACAGAGCUCAGGUCUCUUGGAGUUUAUUGUUUAGUGAUCUGUCCAACCAAAAUGGUAGCACUAGGAGCAGAAGGUAACAUUGGAGAGCAAUGGGAUGAUGGAGGAGACCAUGAUAGUGUGUCAAAGGUUUCCGUCCAUGGUGGAUAUUCUGGCAUAAAUUGCAUCAGCUUUGAAUAUGUCAAGAAUGGGGAAAAAGAAGAAAGCUUGGUCCAUGGCCUUCGGGAUGAAGGCUUUACACAGACUGUUGAGUUGGAUUAUCUUAAUGGUGAACAGAUAAUCUCUGUAAGUGGUUAUUACGACCCAGACACUACUGUGAUUCAAGCAUUGACUUUCCAUACCAACAAGAAGACUUCCGAUCUAAUGGGGCACAGAAAAGGUUCUCAGUUUUCAAUUAAGUGCGAAGACCAUUACAGACUUCUAGGGUUUCAUGGCAGCUCAGGCAAAAACCUUCAUUCCCUUGGAGCGUACGCUGUUCAGAAGCGAAUUAGGAGACUGGAAGCUGUAGGAGAAUCUUCUCAAGGCAAUUUAUGGGACGAUGGCCCUGAUCACAGGGGGAUUAAGAGCAUACAUGUUUUUGGUCGUAUUGACUCUCUAGUUGGGUCAAUAAAAUUUGUUUAUGACAAAGGAAGUGAGUCAGUAAUUGGUGAGCACGGUGACAUGGGCAGAACUGAAGCAAAAGAGUUUGCGCUGGAUGAGGAUGAAUAUAUCACAUCUGUUAACGUGAGCUACGGAAUCCAGGGCGGUUGCACUGUGGCUAUCACUUCCUUGGUUUUCAAGACCUCAAAAGAGAGAAGCUCUGAGAUAUUUGGAAAGGUGUCUGGAGAAAGUUUCACAUUUGAGAGUGACGGUAAUGCUAUUGUUGGGUUCCAUGGGAGGUCUUCUGAUGCUGCUCUUUUAGCUAUCGGAGCAUAUUUUGCUCCUCCUCCUCAUGUUGCUGCUGCGACAAGUACCUAUGCCUUUAACUGGAAAAGGAUCACUACAAAAUUGCGGAAAUCAAUGGAAAAUCCAGCAACCUGCUUCAGCGGAUUGGGGUCCAUGUUCUGCAUCCUUUAAGGAUAUUUUUCUCUACUACGUAUUGUGUGUUUCCUAUGUUUUUUUUUGGCGUUGUACUACGACGAACCUUUUCUAGAUUUAAAUUCAACUACUUCUUCUUCUGCCUCUAAUUUAAUUCAACUAUUUCUUCUGCG